Truncatella angustata is the source of this 786-nucleotide messenger RNA. RefSeq lists its product as uncharacterized. The transcript has 2 exons. The record is from RefSeq and is a predicted model, not a curated record. Bases 1 to 786 code for a protein of 261 amino acids. NCBI's taxonomy places the organism in Eukaryota, Fungi, Ascomycota, Sordariomycetes, Amphisphaeriales, Sporocadaceae. Gene Ontology annotation, biological process: mycotoxin biosynthetic process.
AUGACAGGUUCUGGGCAACGAAUUGGGCCCUUAGGCGUGUUUCCACGGCGUGUAACUCUUCUCCAACUAUUGAUCUGCUCUUUCAAGCCAAAUACUAAAGUCGUAGCAGCACCCGUAUUGAGCUCCGUACAAGUGCACCUCACAACAAAGUCGGGUAAGACGACUUUACUUCGCGGCCCCUCUCCGAGCAUAUAUCGACAGGAGCCUAGCCAUGAAGUUGACCUGGCAUGGGAUAGGAUAGGGGAUACCCGUCUUAUACCACUGACCCGUGCCGAAGUGGAGGCCAUUGGGAAAGAUCCACGGGAUGCCGUGAAAUUUCCGGAGAGCUUUGGACUUGGCCCCGAUGCGUACGCUGGACGGCUUGAGGUGUUCCACCAGGUCCAUUGCCUUGACGCGCUGCGUCGCGAGGCCUAUUUUGAGCAUUACUACGGCUCGGUUUAUGGCGGCUACAACGAGACCAGCGAAAUGCACCGACUUCAUCUGAGCCAUUGCAUUGAGUACCUUCUGCAAGGCAUUCUUUGCCAGGCUAAUACCGAUGUUUACACUCAUAUAUGGACCGAUGGGGUUGAUCGUCCGUUCCCUGACUUUAGUGUGAACCACCAAUGUCGGGACUACGACGCCAUCAAAUCGUGGCAUGAUCAGAACGCAGUUGACGUCGACAACUUUGUAGAACUGAGAGCACCACCUGACGCCAAAGUCCAUCGGAUGUCAAGGGAAUUCAAAGACUUGCAUGGCUGGUUCGAGACACAUGAAGAUACUGGUUCAUAUGGCGACGAAAUUGCAUAA